AUGCCAAGGCAAGACUCGAGUCUUCCUCCCGGAGCUCUAAGUUCACGUCGCUCUCCCUCCACUGGCUUGGCCCCACUACCCACGCUGGCAGUCAAGGAAGAGCCAAUCCCAAUAGGAAUCCUCCAGGACACCCAUGAUCAUAGUGGACACUCCACCAAUGGUGCGGCCUCACAGACCGCCCCAGAGUCGGUCCUCCCUACGGGUAAGCCCAUCCCGAAUACCAUUACUUCAACCAAUCCCCCUCCGUCAGCAGCUAACCGGUCGCGGAGUAAUGACUGCCGAAAACUAUUUGGCCAAAAAACUCCGAAACCGAGCCAUACAGCAUUAGGCACGGGGACGGGUGCCAAGGCCCAGUUGUUGCAGCUGCAGGAGCCGAUGCCCCUGCAGAAUCUUCAAUGGAAAGCUAUCUCUGCUCCCAUUGGCUGUCCGGAAUUUACCCCCCACCCGCAAGGGAUUGGGCGGCGCUUACCAGGAGAAGUCUUAAAAGGGGAGGGAUCCAGCAGUUCGACCUCAGAACCUCCUCAGACAUUGCCCUACAGACACCACUUCACCCCUUCUGCUCCCCUGCCUCCCCUGGGGAAGUCCCAACUGCCCGAAUUCUGCUAUUCUGAUGUUGCCUUCUCAGCCAAAGGUUCCCAGAACCUCACAGAUGGCCAUUCAAAACCUGUCUACAGCUGUCACUCACACCACGACAAAAGUCACCUCGUCACCAAAACCUGUCUACAGCUGUCACUCACACCACGACCAAAGUCAUCUCGUCACCAAAACCUGUCUACAGCUGUCACUCACACCACGACAAAAGUCACCUCGUCACCAAAAAAACCUGUCUACCAGCUGUCCCAUCACAUCACGACAAAGUCACCCUUCGUCACCAAAACCUGUCUACAGCUGUCACUCACACCACGACCAAAGUCAUCUCGUCACCAAAACCUGUCUACAGCUGUCACUCACACCACGACAAAAGUCAUCUCGUCACCAAAACCUGUCUACAGCUGUCACUCACACCACGACAAAAAGUCACCUCGCACCAAAACCUGUCCUACAGCUGUCACUCCACCCAGACCAAAGUCAUCUCGUCACCAAAAACCUGUCUUACAGCUGUCACUCACAUUCACGACAAAAGUCACCUCGUCACCAAAACCUGUCUACAGCUGUCACUCACACCACGACAAAAGUCACCUCGUCACCAAAACCUGUCUACAGCUGUCACUCCCACCACGACCAAAGUCAUCUCGUCACCAAAACCUGUCUACAGCUGUCACUCACACCACGACAAAAGUCAUCUCGUCACCAAAACCUGUCUACAGCUGUCACUCACACCUCGACCAAAGUCAUCUUGUCACCAAAUCUGUCUACUUCUGUCACUCACACCACGACAAAAGUCACCUCGUCACCAAAACCUGUCUACAGCUGUCACUCACACCUCGACAAAAGUCACCUCGUCACCAAAACCUGUCUACAGCUGUCACUCACACCUCGACAAAAGUCACCUCGUCACCAAAACCUGUCUACAGCUGUCACUCACACCUCGACAAAAGUCAUCUCGUCACCAAAACCUGUCUACAGCUGUCACUCACACCUCGACAAAAGUCACCUUGUCACCAAAACCUGUCUACAGCUGUCACUCACACCACGACAAAAGUCAUCUCGUAA
Messenger RNA from Macrobrachium nipponense, 1653 nucleotides. RefSeq lists its product as uncharacterized. NCBI's taxonomy places the organism in Eukaryota, Metazoa, Arthropoda, Malacostraca, Decapoda, Palaemonidae. The record is from RefSeq and is a predicted model, not a curated record. The transcript has 3 exons. The coding region runs from base 1 to 1653 and encodes 550 amino acids.